AUGCCAACCGAAGUGCCUGGUAUGCGGAGGAGCCCACUUAACCGGAACCAGGGACUGCCAGCGGCGCCUCAAGGACACCAAGGAGCUCCGCGGCCGCCAACAACCGCAUCAGCAGCAGCAAAAACGCCGAGGCCGAAGCCGCAGCCGCAGGCGCCGACCCAGAUGGCUGAGCUCGGAGGGCGAUCAAGCCAGCCGGAGCCGCUCGAGGAGCCGAGCCAGGAGCCAGUCGAGGAGCCAGUCGAGGAGCCAGUCGAGAGACCCAGCCAGGGACAGCUCCUUCCCACCACUGCAGCCUCCGCCCACGAGGGGGCAGCAGCAACACAAGGGACAACAACAUAUUAA
Messenger RNA from Dermacentor andersoni, 342 nucleotides. NCBI's taxonomy places the organism in Eukaryota, Metazoa, Arthropoda, Arachnida, Ixodida, Ixodidae. The record is from RefSeq and is a predicted model, not a curated record.